GGGUCCAUUUUUUUUGGGGGGGGGGGGGAGGAUUAUCAAAAGCCUCGUUGCAGGAGCUGAAACCGGUUUUGAAACGGACUUGUUACAGGGAAGUAGAAAUCUGCGUUAACGAGGGCAUUUUUUAGUGGAUGCAAAUGACUCCGUUUUUAGACUAAAGAGUGUUUACAUCAAUGGGCUCGUAGUAGUCUCAUUAGCAGCGAAGUAUAAAUCAAGAAUAGUCAUUAAUAAGUGAAGCACCGCAAACAGUUUUCGACUGACGGUGCUUUUGCACACCUGAUCCAUGUCAUGUGAGAUGAGUUGAAAUAUUCAUUAACAUGUCCUAGAUUCUGUUUCCAAUACAGCUGGUGGGCACCAUGUGCAUGUAGAUUAUUAUUUGGGGUUAUUUUUUAGUUGUUGUUUUGUAACUGGAGAAAGUCAAAAUGUCGGUAAAAGCCAAAGCCCUCUACACAUUCCAAAGUGAAAACAAAGAGGAGAUCAGCAUUCAGGAGAAUGAGGAACUGGUCAUCUUUGACGAGAACUCAGUGGACGGAUGGUUCCAGGGGGAAAACAGCCGAGGUGAGCGGGGUCUCUUCCCGGCGUCCUACGUGGAGGUCAUUCGCACACGUUCCAACUCCAACGUGACCGACUGCUCCAUCAGCCCGGCGGGCUCAUUGGGGAACGACUCCUAUUUCCUGCCCUCUACUCAGAACACCACCCUCAACACGCAGCCGACUUAUUACGAUAUCGACGACGAUGACGACUGGGACGACUGGGACGACAGGUCCACCGUGGUUGAGGACGCCGAUCACAGCCGGAGCCCUGGAGCCAACGGCCACUCGCAUCAAAGCCCGCCAUCCAACAACCCCAACGUGCACGACCGGGCCAAGCCGCCAAUGGAGAGGCAGGACAGCAUCUCCAGCGCCAGGAAAGGCAGCAUGGUGGGCCGCAAUUUGAACCGCUUCUCCAGCUUCGUCCGCUCCGGCGUGGAGGCGUUUGUGCUGGGGGACGUGCCCAUGAUGGCGAAGAUAGCCGAAUCCUACACCAUCGAGAUGAGGCCCCAGGGGGCCGGGUGGAAGGAGAGCCCGCAGCCUUUCUCCUGCUCCAUCGAAGACCCCACAAAGCAGACCAAGUUUAAAGGCAUCAAGACGUACAUUUCGUACCGCGUGACGCCGAGCCACACGAGUCGGCCUGUAUACAGGCGCUACAAGCACUUUGACUGGCUCUACAACCGCCUGUUGCACAAGUUCACUGUGAUCUCGGUGCCUCACCUGCCAGAAAAGCAGGCCACGGGGCGCUUUGAGGAGGACUUCAUCGAGAAGCGCAAGCGGCGACUGAUCCUGUGGAUGAACCACAUGACCAGCCACCCGGUGCUGUCCCAGUACGAAGGCUUCGAGCACUUCCUGAUGUGCGCCGACGACAAGCAGUGGAAGCUUGGCAAGAGGCGGGCUGAGAAGGACGAGAUGGUGGGGGCUCACUUCAUGCUGACCCUCCAGAUUCCCAACGAGCACCAGGACCUUCAGGACGUGGAGGAGCGGGUGGACACCUUCAAGAACUUCGCUAAGAAGAUGGACGACAGCGUUAUGCAGCUCACACACGUCGCCUCGGAGCUGGUUCGGAAGCACCUGGGCGGCUUCAGGAAGGAGUUCCAACGACUGGGAAACUCUUUUCAGUCCAUCAGCCAGUCGUUCAUGCUGGACCCUCCGCACAGCUCCGAGGCCCUAAACAACGCCAUCUCCCACACUGGCCGCACCUACGAGAACAUUGGCGAGCUGUUCGCGGAGCAGCCCAAGUACGACCUCUUCCACAUGCUGGACACGCUGUCGCUAUACCAAGGCCUGCUCGCCAACUUCCCAGACAUUAUUCAUCUACAGAAAGGUGCCUUUGCCAAGGUGAAGGAGAGCCAGCGGAUGACGGACGAGGGCAAGAUGGACCAGGGCGAGGCCGACGGCAUUCGCAAGCGUUGCCGGACGGUCGGCUUCGCGCUGCAGGCCGAGAUGAGCCACUUCCACCGGCAGCGGGAGGUGGACUUUAAGGACAUGAUGCAGGCGUACCUCAGGGAGCAGAUCACCUUCUACCAGCGCGUGGUGCAGCAACUGGAGCGCACGCUACGCAUGUACGAGUGUCUUUAAGGAUACUGCGUGCCAAACCAGUGGGUGCCCCGGACUCUGCGUUUUCCCGAGACUUACUGUGCACCUAUCACAUAACAGACGACAACGUUGCAACAUAUUGUGUCUUUUACAUAAUUUAAGGUAUUAUGGCAUUACGUGUAGGUUUUAAAUUCUUUGCUGUUCCUGUAGUGGAUCGUUCACACUAAAGCCAUCAAACGGGUUCAGUCCCCUUCACUUCAUUGUCAUUUUAAACAAGAAAACCAAAAAUGACUGCUUUUAAAUGAACGAUCAGCAUCACUUCUGUUUCCUAUUCGACUCUUCCCUACAUAUGUGUACCGGCGACUCAUCCAAAUGUUGCUGAAGUGCCUUAAUGCCACGUUUCCACCAAGCGGUCCAGUUUAGUUCAGUAUGGUUAAUUGGGUUCGAAACCCAACUGCAGGGUUGGCAAGUAGUAUCGCACACAUAAAUGAUGUUGGUACAUUUAUCUACUAUUGAUGAUGGAAACCCACAUAUUUAGGUACUUGACCACUGUGAUUAAUACCCCAACACAAGGGUACCAAAAAGUGGUAUUGAUUGUACACAUUGAUGAUGGAAACACAAACCUUUUGACCCCCGACCUGUUUAGUUGGUUCCCCGGUUAUUUUGGUACCCUUUACAGGUUUCGAUGAUACGAACACAAAACUUUUGGGAUCCCACCACUGCAAUUAGGAACCUAAUGGUUCAGUACACAAGCCAAUAUUUAAACAUACUGUACCGAACCGAACCCAAAUGCACUGCUUUGUGGAAACGUACGUCAGAGGAAGUUGUGUUGUAGUGCGAAGGUUUGGAACAACAUAGUGCCUUUAAGACUAAGUUAGCAUUUUUUUGCAGCGCUAGCGCAAUGCAGACGAAAACAAAACGUUUGAGGGAAUCUAAGCAAGAAACUUACUGAUUUUUUUUAAACGACAUGACCACAAAUGGCACUUUUUUUUUAUAUGAAAAAAACAAAGUUAUUUACUUGUGUGUUUGUGUGGUGCAGCAACUGGAGCACACACAAUUGUCCUCGUUUGAAUGCUUUUGAUGGCUCAGUGACGUAAAAGAUUUGUGUGUGUCGGCUUGACAUUCUGGUGUGCUUGUUUUUAAAUCACAUUCCUAAACUUGUCGAUUCGGCUUCCUAAAGUGAACAGAUGUGUUCUUGGGUCUAAAUGUUACUGUCUACAUGUUUUUUUUUUGUAAUACCCUUUGACCAAGUCUAUCUGGCAGUCUCUCCCACAAGUCAGAAUUUUCCUACAUUGUUUUUUUUUUUUUUUCUUUCUACUGCGGAGCUCAUUUUUCUCUCUGCUUUCGUAAAUGAAUCUGUCCUUGUGUGUAAGGAAAAUGUGCAGGCAGCCUCUGAAAAAGGCCGAAAGCAGAAAGCGGACAAGGUUUAGCAUGUGAAAAUCCCCAUCGAAAUAAAACGCAGUUUCACUGUUGCCGUGAAACGUCCAAAAAAGUAUUGCUGAUGUGUUGACCUUGAGGGUUUACAGAAUGUCAAAAAAUGCUGAGUCAUUCCUCACUUGAUUAAAGGGAAGGGGACACAGAAGGUUUAAAUAAAAAAAAAAAGAUACAAUUAAUAAAAAAAGAAUGGUGGUCUGAA
This is a messenger RNA of Phyllopteryx taeniolatus (common seadragon), 3702 nucleotides long. RefSeq names its product sorting nexin 33 (gene snx33). Gene Ontology annotation, biological process: plasma membrane tubulation; endosomal transport; mitotic cell cycle. Gene Ontology annotation, molecular function: protein binding; phosphatidylinositol binding. The transcript is spliced from 2 exons. The coding region runs from base 420 to 2108 and encodes 562 amino acids. The record is from RefSeq and is a predicted model, not a curated record. Lineage: Eukaryota; Metazoa; Chordata; Actinopteri; Syngnathiformes; Syngnathidae. Gene Ontology annotation, cellular component: plasma membrane; cytoplasmic vesicle.